Molecule: messenger RNA, 3751 nt
Organism: Rhineura floridana
Lineage: Eukaryota; Metazoa; Chordata; Lepidosauria; Squamata; Rhineuridae
Product: mitochondrial amidoxime reducing component 2-like
Exons: 7
Coding region: 198-1196 (332 amino acids)
Biological process (GO): nitrate metabolic process
Cellular component (GO): mitochondrial inner membrane
Molecular function (GO): pyridoxal phosphate binding; nitrate reductase activity; molybdenum ion binding
Source: RefSeq, a predicted model, not a curated record
AGCUCUUGCGGGCUGUCCUUUCCGCAGCAUUCCGCCCUCACUGUUGGCUUCCAGACUGGCUUAGCGAGCAACUCCUUUCCCUUCCCUCCCGGCAAUGAAAGAGUGCGGGCAGGCCUCGAAGGGGAGCCGUCUGCUUCUCUUAUAACCUGCACCGCCCCCUCCACGGCGUUGUUUUUGUUUCCUCUACAGCCGCUGGCAUGGUCGGCUCCGGCCUUCCCUCACUGCCCAAACCCCGGCCCGGCUGGCUUUUUACUUUCACCACUCUGGCCUUGCUUGUUGUGUUCGGUACUGCGGCAGCUUGGCAGUGGCGACGGCGCAACCGUCAAGGCCGGCGGCGGCUAAAGCGAGUGGGAACGGUGUCUAGUCUGUUCAUCUACCCGGUUAAGUCCUGCAGGGGUGUGGCCGUGGAGCGGGCUGAGGUGACUGAGCUGGGACUCCGGAACGGGGACAUGAGCGACAGGUGUUGGCUUGUAAUGAAAGAAGAUGGGCAUGUAGUGACUGCUCGGCAGGAGCCCCGGCUAGUAUUGAUUUCCAUCACCAAUGAAAGUGGCUGUUUAACCUUGAGUGCUCCAGAAAUGAAGGAUCUUCAUAUUCCUGCCCAGCUAUCAACCAAAAAUCCAGUGCAGAAUUGCAGGCUCUUUGGCCUUGAUGUCCAAGGCAGAGACUGUGGAGAAGAAGCAGCUCAAUGGAUCACAGCCUUCCUGAAAUCAGAAUCAUAUCGUUUGGUUCACUUUGAAUCAAAUAUGGUCCCAAGGAAUGCAAAAGAUGUAAUGAAACCUUUUCGAUCCACUGAUAAGAUUGCUUAUCCUGACUGUAGUCCAGUUAUGGUACUUUCUGAAGCUUCUUUAGAAGAGCUAAAUUCCCGAUUGGAGAAGAAAGUUCAAAUACGUAACUUUAGACCAAACAUUCUAGUCACAGGUUGUGGUCCUUAUGAGGAGGAUACCUGGAAUGAGAUUAAAAUUGGUGGUGUAGAAAUGAAAGGGACAAUGGCCUGCCCAAGGUGUAUUUUUACUACUGUUGAUCCAGACACUGGGGUAAUGGACAGAAAAGAGCCUCUUGAAACUUUGAAAAGUUACCGCAUGUGUGAUCCUUCUGAACAGCAUAUAUACAAAUCACACCCUCUCUUUGGAUGGUACUUUGGAAUUGAUAAAAUAGGAUCACUUCAAGUUGGAGAUCCUGUGUACAAGACAAUCUAAUGUUGUAAAUACAUCACAAGAGAAACUGUUUUCAUAUGUUUUUGUGAAAACCAUGCCUAAAUUGUUUUGGACCCUUUUUCUAACAAAUCAUUCUUACCUUGCAAUAAUGAAUAACACUUUUUUAUGCAGAGCUUUGGUAUAUAAUGAAAUGAUUCUAGGGUUUUGAAGAGGGAGUAAGUUGUUACAUUACUAAUAAGUAGACCUUUUGCAUAUAGGAGGUACAUAAUUAGAUCUGAAGCUUUCCAGAAUUCAACUUUUGGUCAUUACAAGCAGAUUAAUGGAAGCCUACUGAAAGGCAGAAGGAAGCAUGCACAUCAGUGGUCAAGUGCUUUUGGUUCACAGGUUGGCCCACCCUGAUUCUAAGCAUAUUACUUGAAAAUAUAUUCCAUUCGUUUCAGUGUUUCUUGGCUUCAUAUUGAGGCACAUUCCAGAUGUAAUGCUAAGCCAGUUAUAGCUUUGUGCAAAUGAUGAAACAUGCAGGUUCCUGGAGUGAAGAUUACGGCCGCAGUGCUUCCCGCCCCCAGUUCUACAGUUGCUGCACUACCUGGAGUGAAGCCAUGAUUUGGCUUAGUGUUGUAUCUGAAUCCAGGUUCAUGGUUUAUCUCACUCCAGACAAGGCAUACGCUGUAACCAAGUUUUGUUCUUGUUUUACUGCUUGUGGUUUAUCUGGGGGAGACAAACUGCAAGCUUGGGUUUGGACACAAUGCUAAGCCAAAUGGCUUAGCCCUGGAUAGCAAGUGAGGCAGCAGCAGGACUGGGGAGAAGCAGUGAAGCCACAGUUUUUGCUCUGUGAACCUGAUCGUUCAUGCUAAGCUGUGGUUUGGCUUCGUGUUGCAUGUGAACUGACUUUAGGUUUGCAUGCUCAAGAGUGAGAAAACAGAAAAGGCAAGCGCUUGUCUUCAGUAUCUUAUUGCACUGCAACAGAAUUUGUAUUUUCUUCUGUUGUGUAUGUUGCUAUAAUUCACAAAGAUGAUGAGUAUGUAGAAAAAAGCUUUCUCCUCAUUGAGCCUGUUUGCAUAUUGUUGAUUCCCUGUCUCAAAGUGAGUAAAAUGUGGUCAGUUCUGAAACAUAUGGUCCUGUUCAGAACAAUUUUGGAAAGUAACAAAUUCACUAAUUCCAAAGUCCACAUACCUUUUUUAGGACCAAACAAAAAGUUUAAAAAAAUAGGGCAAGCUUUCAAGUUUCCAGAAUUCUUUAUCAGGCAAGAUGACAUACAAGUUAAGUUUGAAGGGUGAUCGGAUGAAGAAUAAUAAAUAAAAAUAAAAAACCUUGAUGUUAUUGCUAUAAGAUCUGAAUAUAUUACAGGGUCCAAAGUGGAAACUGCCCUACCAGCAGGGUCCUAGGUGCCAAAAUAUUGGGUUGCACACUUGGGAUUCUGGGACAAGGAAGGAAAGAUGACUGCUUCCCCCAUUUCUUUGAGACGACAAUGCCAGUUAUUUGUGUUUCCCCCUCGUGCAUCCAACCCCUAAUAUAACCAUGUCACCUGAUGCAGAGUUCUGGAGAACUCAAAAGCUUGUCACAGGUUUUUUACUUUUUGGGUUGUCCUAAUAAAGGUAUUGUCCAACCUGAGAACUUCCGAUGUUGUUUCUUAUGGACCAUUGUGGCUACCCUUGUUUUAUGUAUGUGCAUUGAAGAAGUUCACUAAUUGUAAUCUUUGUAAGCAAUCUGACCUGGGAAAUACUAUUUUACAUAUUUUUGUACAAGUGACCUUGCAUAUGAAUGUCCUGUAAACAUUGUCUGAAGUUCUAUUUUGUGAAAUCUGCUUUACAAUUGCAAGUAAACUGAACUAAAUGGAUAUAUAAUGUAGAGUCUUUAUAACUUUUGAAAUGUUGCAUUCUUUGUUGUUGGUGCAUCUUCUCUCACCCCCCCCUUCUAGCAAAAUGUACAGUGAAGCUUGGAGAAAAAUGAAUUUAAGCUGCAAUCCUAUAUACAUCUGAGACUAAGCCCCAUCUAAUUCAGUAGGGGCAUAAACCUGAGUAGACAUGUAUAGGAUUGCACCGUAAAGCUGUAGUUAUGUUUACACUUUCCUGAGAAUAAGAAACUGCAAAUCUAUGCAUUCCUCUAGGUGAAAAUGACAAUUACUUUCUUAGGUUUAGUAGCCCUUGGCUGGGCAAUAAUUCUUCCGAUGUCUUGCCAAAAAGUAAGGCUAUCCAAACAGGGCAGCUGUUUUUCUUUUUUUAAAAGACCUUUUAUUGUUGUAAAAGACGAGUUCUACAACCUAUUUAUUUCUUAUGAAUAAAAGUGUUAGGUAGGUAAUGCUGUAAGGCAAGCUUCAAACAGGGUAGGGAUCAUUUACCAUAAAACGGUCCAAAGGCCUGGGCUAUGCAAGUGGGUUCCAAACACACAAUUUGUAAACUUUUAUCUCUGAACUUUGUCACAGUGGUUUUCUCCUACCAGACUCGGAGGCUUUAACAGUAUAAUUCCCAGACAGUGGUCAGUGAGAGAUGGAAAUGUUCAUAGAGUUGAUUCUUUUGACUUUUUCAGAAGAAAUUUUUUUCCAAAGCAUAUGUUUAAUUUAGAGUGAAAAGGAACAUCAUUCAAUGUGAUUAAAUCUG